Molecule: messenger RNA, 1451 nt
Organism: Carica papaya (papaya)
Lineage: Eukaryota; Viridiplantae; Streptophyta; Magnoliopsida; Brassicales; Caricaceae
Product: LOW PSII ACCUMULATION protein (DUF1995)
Source: RefSeq, a predicted model, not a curated record
UGACUUGUUAAAGCCGACAAGCAGAAGAAGAUGAAGGCCACCAUUUUCAUGGCUGCUGCCAAAAAAAAGAAAAAAAUGAUAGAAUUAAUCUGAGCUUUGCAUUUAUUUUCCCACAACCACCAUGCAUUUUCACCAAUACUCUACAAAGAUGCCGUCGUCUAGUUCUGCUACAGUCGUUGCCUCAGCGAUUCUAUUUCCUAAACCUUCCAUUCCAGACAGAAAGGUUCUUAACUGCAAAAUCUUCCAGGAAAAAACUGAUAGCAAUCUUGGUCUCAAAAGAAAUAUCACAUCUACAGAGAAAUAUUUCAAAUAUUUUAUUAAUUCUGCUUCAAGGAAUGAUAAUACCUUGGUCGAAUUCGAUGUUCCAUUCCCUAGUGACUAUUCUGAGCUUCUUGAACAAGCCAAAAAAGCUACUGAACUAGCUUUGAAGGAUAACAAGCAGCUGAUGGAGAUUGACUUUCCAACAGCUGGACUUGAAUCUGUAUCAGGGGAUGGUGAAGGAGGGGUGGAAAUGACUGAGAGUAUGCAGCUAAUUCGUGAGUUUUGUGACCGCUUUGUAAGUCCAGAAAAAGCUACACGUACCAGAAUAUUUUUUCCAGAGGCAAAUGAAGUUAAAUUUGCAAGAAAAUCAGCAUUUGAAGGCACUUCCUUUAAACUUGACUACCUGACAAAGCCAUCCUUUUUUGAGGAUUUUGGUCUUUUUGAAAAAGUCAAAAUGGCAGAUCAAGUGAAGCCAGAAGAUGAACUGUUUCUAGUUGCCUAUCCGUAUUUUAAUGUCAAUGAAAUGCUUAUGGUGGAUGAGCUUUAUAAAGAAGCUGUUAUGAACACGUCUAGGAAACUAAUGAUAUUCAAUGGUGAACUUGACCGCAUAAGAUCAGGAUAUUACCCACCAUUCUUCUACCCAAAGCUGGCUGCACUUUCAAAAACACUGCUGCGGAAGAUGGAGACUGUAUAUUACAUUCACAAUUUUAAAGGACAGAAUGGAGGAGUGCUGUUCAGGUGCUACCCAGGUCCUUGGAAGGUCCUGAGAAAAGUGAAGAAUAAAUAUCUUUGUUUGCAUCAGCAGGAAGUUAUGCCAUCUCUUAAGGAAGUUGCCCUUGAUAUUCUUCCUUCAUCUUGACAUCUUGGUAUUUGAUUGUUACACUACUAAUCGUAUAGAAUCAUCCUCCUGUUUUUCUGGUCUGCCCAUAUUAUAGAUCCAGUGUUCAGCUUAUGUAUGAUUAAGCUCGAGAUGUGUCUCUGUUGCAUCAGUUUCACCAAAGGAACCAUUGUCUAGAAAUGAGAGUACGUAAAAUUCAUUAUUAGGUAUUAAUGCUAAAAAUUACUCUAUGAUCAUGCUCUUAAUUCUAGCAGAGUUUAAAUUUUGUGUUGUUAUCUUUGUUUCUCUUCAUGUUAUGUGAUGAUUGACUAAUUCUGAAGGCUGAUCGCCGAAAGUUGUUUUCAUUUGGAAA